Molecule: messenger RNA, 3568 nt
Organism: Saccostrea echinata
Lineage: Eukaryota; Metazoa; Mollusca; Bivalvia; Ostreida; Ostreidae
Exons: 17
Coding region: 68-2863 (931 amino acids)
Biological process (GO): smoothened signaling pathway; regulation of gene expression; cell fate specification
Molecular function (GO): patched binding; calcium ion binding
Source: RefSeq, a predicted model, not a curated record
GUUCUGCGCCAUUUGGAAUCACCAGGAUGUUUAAUUCUGUAUGUACACGUAAUCUUUAAACCCGAGUAUGUUUUCAUGGAUAGAUAUGGCAGCAGUUCGUUCUGUUGUUUUGAUAUUGGUCUUUACUGGAAUUACAGCUGAGAAGAUCGUAUUUGACUCGGAUUCCUUCACUGUUGUCGAUCCAUCCACGAUCAGCAAUGCAGCCGAGUAUGCCGAUCCAGCCGACUGUGGAAGCAAACUAUACAGUAUGGCUGCCGAGAAGGAUAAGAACAUGGCGGUGAGCAUCAGAGUAGCAGACUUUAACAAAGGCUCGUCUGACUACUUCCGGGCACACCCAUCUGUUACUCUGUGUCUACAGAAAGUUUUCUCUAAAGUCUACGAAGUUACAAAGGAAAAGUUGAAGAUUGACAAAGGAUAUGAACCAAUCUCAGUGACAAGCGGUUACACACCGGCCGACAGGAAGAACUACCUUAGCAGCGGUUGUGGGGCCGUUAUUUCUUACAGAGCAUCAGGGGAUAUAAAUGAAAUCACAAAAGCUGCCCUUACUCUAUGUCCCGUCAUAUUUGAGCAAAACCAAAGAGACAUUGGUAUAUAUGUAGACUCAUCCUCGGUUUUCCUCUUCAUGACUGGUGCAAUUACCCCACUGCCUGUAUACCAAGGUGGAGGCCUCACCAAAUCAAGUGCUGAAACUAUGGUCAACGAAGGAUUAGCACCAAAGAAGAUUCCAGAUUGUAGCAAUUUCCCACAGGUGUCUAAUGGGGACCAUUACCCCUCCGGUAAAUCGGACCUCACAUCUGUAGUAGGAGUAGUUGAUGAAGCCGUUACCCCGAGUAUGGACACUGACGUCAGAAGAAUGGCCCAAUACAUUGGGACUGAUGUAGAUUUCACCGGAUGUACGACAUAUCCAGGGAACAGUAUAACCAACAGAUGCCCUGUUCGUGUGAUGAGCCCAAGACUCUACAAUGUUCUCGUUAAUCUAAAAUCCUAUGCGAAGAGUGCUAGCUUAGGAGGAUCAGGUGGUAAGAUUACCGUUGAGGAAGCUUGGAAUGAGGGCACGGAUCCAUCCAGUUUGAGAGCAGAGGGGCGCAUGAUGAAGGUCAAGUUAUCCUCUGGUAACACUGCUGCCAAUCUUGCGAGCCUGGCACAGUUGGCAAUAUGUGCCAAAGCUGAUCACGUGUCAAACAUGGGAAGUCAUAUUCUGGUAUCAUCGAAAAAGCAGAAAGGAAGAGUAGAGGCCACGGUCAAUUUUCCAAAAGCCACCCUGGUAUCUGUUGAACCACCUGCAUCUAAAGCUUCAAUAUACGCCUUGCCAACAGAAAUGAUGGAUGAGGAGGACCAGUAUCCACUUUUCGACUCUAGUGGAAGGUUGAAUCUUCCAAUAAGUCAAGGUGCCACCCUUUCAAAAUUCAUUGCAAAGGAUACUCAAUUUCGGUACUUGCGUCUGGCACCCGCUAUUGCUCAGUGUUAUUUAAAACUGAUAUACAAUGAAAACAAGUGGCUCAAUGCUUCUGAUCCACCAGUGGAUGUUGAGAUAGUACGAGCCUUUAUGACAAACGAGGAACAGAAGUCGUUGAUACAAAGUUCUGACGAACGCUACAACACUCAUACAUUGGGGCAAGCUCUGGAAUUGAGAUAUGCCACAACUGUGGUUAAUAGUACAACAGUUUACAACAACGUAAGAUUAAUCAAAAAGGUUGUGGACAUCUGUGGGCCGGUUUUCAAUACAUACGGUUUUAACAUGAACCUUGGGCUGUAUCCAAAAUCUGUUUUCGUCAGUAUGGACGAGGAUCAGUUUCUCUUUUGGUCCAGCACUGAAUCGUUAAUCCCACAAGGCUUCACUGAGCAAGAAUUCGAUCUUUACUUGGAGGCCAGAAGAGAGGCUGCAUUGCAAUCUCGAAUUGUGGAUCCAGACGAUAUCAGAGAAGCAUGUCUUGACCCGGAUGUUCCUCAAAAACAACACAUCCGGUAUAAAUACAAGGAACCGAAGGUUAUUCAAAGAAAGAGGAGAAGGAGGAGACAGACAGCUGACUCGUGUGUUCCUACCGAAACAACAGACUUCUGCACAUCCACUCUCAAACACAGACAACAGGUAGUGGACGACCUUUGGAAAACGAUGUCUAAAGAUAAACACAUGUACCAUGAACCUGCGACAGAGGCGGAAGACGCCCUGAAAGGCUGUCUCCUGACUUGUGGCACAUGUUUGGAAGGAGCUAUCUAUGAGAAAAAACUGGAGCACUGUAGUAACUUGAUACAUUGGAUGCCAUUCGAUCUGAUGAACGACCAAAAAGAUAUGACCAACUUCUUUGCACGAGACAACAUGGAGACCUUCGCUCUUGCUUGUGAAGGUGGUGGCCAUUGUCUUUUGAGAGCACCUAUUUUCUCUAUCCUUGCCCCCAGUGUAAAACUCCGAUAUCGGCCAGACCCUGAUAGGAGUGUCAUUGAGGACCUGUAUUCAUCCGAGGAGAAUCCCAGUCCUGUCCUCUCACUCCUAGAGGAGCUGUACGCCAUUCACGCUAUAGGAGUCACCAAAUUCUGGGUCAAAGACGAGAAGGAAAUCAGUUCCAUGAAGCUUGCCUUACGGGCGGCACUGAUGUACAACCCUAAUGUCACAGAAGUGCAUAUUCACGUCACUCAGUCCAACAGUAAAUCUCCCGUACAGAGCGAGGUGGAGAAAUUUGUCAAAGAAUUUGCCCAAGGUGGCUGUCCUACAUACACCCGAGAAAUUCUGGCUCCAUUCCGGAUACUAGACCCACCUCAUAGUGUGAGGAAAAGAAGUGCUGCCGCUCUGCGGAAAGAGAGCGAAAGUAUGAUGCGGGCAAGCUUGAACAGGGAACAGGCCGAGUUUGCAAGAGAGUUUCCAUGAAGUGUCCGUUGUGUACAAAAUUCUAAUUCAUUUCGCUUCCUCAAGUUCUUGAAGAAUACAACUUUCUUAUCCAUUCCAACGUUUACAAUAAUAGCAUAAUCACUACCGUAUACUAUAGUACUAAUCGAUACGUUCUGUAACCAGAAAUUGCACACGUAGACAAUAUACACUGGUAACAUAGCAUUUUCUCUCAUCGGGUCCUUCGACAAUCUUUUGUGUUUCCCCUUGUAUUUAUUUUUUAAUCCCUCCAAAUUAAAUCUUACUUUUCACGUGUAUAAUUGUUUUAUGCCAUAUACAUGUAUUCCGUAUUUUUGAAAACCAGAGCUACAUAUUUUGUUUAUUUAAUAAGGAGGCACAGCUCUUCUUAAAAUUUAAUACACGUUCACUUCUUUGUCAUUAAAAAAAAAGACAGGUAAGCCUUUUAUCACAAGUAAUAAAAUUUCACAUUUUCAAAACAAUAAAUAAAUUAUUCUUAUAUACAAUGCCGUAUUUUUUCUAUAAAUAUCCCCUUUGCAUCCAAUCAAGUCAACACAUUUUGACACAUCAAUAUAGAGUAAAAGUUACUCUUUAGGAAACAACCCGAAUACAAUAAUGAUUAAAGGGAACAUCCGUCUACACACAAAUAAGGCCAAAAAUGCGUGUUUGCAAAUAUUACCUACUAUGUACAGAAGGGUUUGCAAGUAACAUUGAAACGACACCACAGAA